AUGGUAGAAAUGAAUCUUAUAUCAGACAUAUUGGAAAUUGUUAUUGCAAUUCCAUUUAUAUGCUAUUACAUAUAUAUUAUGGCACUCACGCGCAAGUGGAAAGAGCUUGAAUUUAACAGAAUGUGGCGAACUCGAUUGUUUCUCGCUUUAUCCGCAUUUUUAUAUACAUUGAUAUACGCCGUCGCAAAUGUUAGAAUGCUCACAAAGUUAUACGGUAAAAAAGUUGGUUCGCCAGUUUGUGCAGCUUAUGGAUGCGCUCAUUCUGGUCUCUUUUUAUCGAUUUUUAUAAUUAUCGUAACAAUAUUAAUAAAAUUAGCGACAAGUGUCGCAGCACUAGAUUCAGGAACCCCAAACUCCCCAAUUAUCAAAAAAGCAGUAUUGAUAUCUUUGAUUACAGUUAUUAUUACAGCAGCAAUAGUCAUUGUCGAUAUAUUUAAAUUGGAUCUCCCAGUAUUUGAAUCAUAUAACGAGUCAGAGAAUACUUGUUUCAAUUCAACUUUACAAUCAACAGUGAUAUUUAUACUAGUAUUAGUUUGCUUUAUUAUCACGGUUAGAAUUCGCGAUGACUCUGAUUACCUCGGAUUAAAUCGAAAUCAUAAAAGAAUUGUCGGAAGAUUUUCUCUUACAUAUAUUGCCUUCUUUGUGGCCUCACUUGUAUCCGAAGUUAGCCCUUGGAUUGGUGGUUGGGCUAGAGUUGUCACUCAACUUUUAACUUCUGUUCUUAAUCAGGUUAGUUUCAUUAUUUGUCUUAACUUUUUAGUUCAAAAGCCAAUUAAUGAUGCCAAAGAAAUACCGCUAUAUCGUGGUACAAUUACAAAGCGUCACAAUAAGUAUAAUGAUAGCCAUGAAGUUCAGCUUUUAGACGCUGAAAGCGCAUAA
Molecule: messenger RNA, 879 nt
Organism: Trichomonas vaginalis G3
Lineage: Eukaryota; Parabasalia; Trichomonadida; Trichomonadidae
Exons: 1
Coding region: 1-879 (292 amino acids)
Source: RefSeq, a predicted model, not a curated record